AUGAACGGGCAGACAGAGUACUUUGGCACUAUCAGCAUCAGAACCCCCCCUCAGGACUUCACCGUCAUCUUUGACACCGGCUCCUCCAACCUGUGGGUGCCCUCCACCUACUGCUCCAGUGCUGCCUGCACAUGUAGGAGUCACUCAGGAAUUCAAGAAACAGGCCUUGCUCAGACAGCUACUGGAAAUCAAGUACAAGGAAAGGGUGCUCUGGGGGAAAAAGGAACACUUGGGAGUGGUCAGAUAGACUCACAGAGGAGAAAUCCUGUUGGAAGCAUCGAGGACACCAACCAGAUCUUUGGGCUGAGUGAGUCAGAGCCUGGCUCCUUCCUGUACUACACUCCCUUCGAUGGCAUCCUGGGUCUGGCCUACCCCAGCAUUUCCUCCUCUGAUGCCACGCCCGUCUUUGACAACAUGUGGAACGAGGGCCUGGUGUCCCAGGACCUCUUCUCCGUCUACCUGAACUCUGAUGAGCAGAGUGGCAGCCUGGUGAUGUUUGGUGGCAUCGAUUCUUCUUACUACACUGGAAGCCUGAACUGGGUGCCUGUUUCUUAUGAAGGCUACUGGCAGAUCACUGUGGACAGCAUCACCAUGGAUGGAGAGACCAUCGCCUGUGCUUAUGGCUGCCAGGCCAUUGUGGACACAGGCACCUCUCUGCUGGCUGGCCCCACCAGUGCCAUUUCCAACAUCCAGAGCUACAUUGGAGCCUCUGAGAACUAUGAGGGGGAGAUGAUCGUCAGCUGCUCAUCCAUGUACUCCCUGCCCAACAUUGUCUUCACCAUCAAUGGAGUCCAGUACCCUGUGCCCCCCAGUGCCUACAUCCUGGAGGAAGAUUCUGUCUGCACAAGUGGCUUCGAGGGCAUGGACGUUGACACCUCCACCAGUGAGCUCUGGAUCCUGGGUGACGUCUUCAUCCGCCAGUACUUCACCGUCUUUGACCGGGCCAACAAUCAGCUUGGCCUGGCUGCCGCAGCUUAA
Oryctolagus cuniculus (rabbit) is the source of this 978-nucleotide messenger RNA. NCBI's taxonomy places the organism in Eukaryota, Metazoa, Chordata, Mammalia, Lagomorpha, Leporidae. The record is from RefSeq and is a predicted model, not a curated record.